GAAUAAACAAAAGAGAGGCCUCAUCCCACCCCUACCUUUCUUUCUUUCCUCUCCUCCCUUUAAUUCUCUUUUCUCCUCUCUCUGGUAUUCCUUUGGUGUGAUUCUCUCCACCUUAUUUUCCUUUCUUAAAGACCCAUCAAACUUUAUAAAAGAAAAGCUAAAAACCAUGGUUUUCUCUUCUCUUCCAGUCUAUUUAGAUCCUCCCAACUGGCAGCAGCAGCAUCAACAAGGAGGCAGUGGUGAUCAAAACCCACAACUUCCACCUCUUCCUCCGCCUGUUCCGGCCCCUGCUCAUGUUGGUGCUGGCGGUGGUGGCUCGAUCAGGCCGCCCUCCAUGGCUGAUCGAGCCAGAUUAGCUAAUAUACCGCAGCCUGAAGGACCCCUAAAGUGUCCCAGGUGUGAAUCCACCAACACUAAGUUUUGCUACUUCAAUAACUACAGUCUCUCGCAGCCACGCCACUUUUGCAAGACAUGUCGGCGGUACUGGACCAGAGGCGGUGCUCUACGGAGCGUUCCCGUAGGUGGAGGCUGUCGCAGAAACAAGAAAAGCAAAAGCAACAGCUCAAAGUCAUCUCUGGCGGCCUCCAGUUCCACUUCUUCCAGUGCAGUUUCCUCCGAUGUUUCCGGAAGUUUGCUACAACAAACUCCUCAUUUACCCUUCAUGGCCUCUUUACCUAGUCUCUCACAGUAUGGUUUGGGGAACAUUGGGUUAAACUUCAGUGGACUUAAUGGACAAAUCGGAGGAACAACUGCGACGGCUGUUCCUGGACAGGCUGAUUUGGGGUUUCAGAUAACAAACUCAGGAGGAGUUCAGCAGUUUCCUUUCUUUGAGCCACCAACUGGGUUAUACCCUUAUUCUGGUGCUGAGGGAAUAGAAGGAUCAACAUCCGUGGCUGGAGAAAGCCAGCUCCGAUCAGUAGCUCUGAGCUCUAGGGUUUCUCAGCUGGCUCCAGUGAAAACGGAAGACAAUAACCAAGGAGGGUUGAAUUUAUCUAGAGCAGUAUUGGGUGUUCCAGAGAAUAAUAAUAAUCAGUUCUGGGGAGGAAAUCCUUGGACGAUGACUACUGAUUUAUCCGGUCUCAACUCUUCCACCACUAACAACCAUCUCUUAUAGUUGAUAUAUUCUCUCUGGAAGGUUCAGUAGUACGUAUCCAUCAGAACAACAAAAUAACGUCGUAUGUUUGAUAUGUCAUGCGCUUGAACCUCGCAAGUUCCAAAGAGUAAGGAAAAGUUGUCUGAUCUUGAUCUGUGGAAGAACUAAAGAAUGGUAGAAGAUACUAUAAAAUUAGUCUUUUCAUAUAUAUGUUUUUUCUUGUUGGGGGGGUGUUUGGAUCUGUGUCUUUUGGUUUCAUGUAUUGAACAGAUUUGUCUGUCUAUUGUGUGUGUGUGUGUGUGUGAAGUUCUAUGGGAUCUCUUGUUGUCUGACAUAAUAAUCUAAUUCUGCAGAU
This is a messenger RNA of Rubroshorea leprosula, 1448 nucleotides long. The record is from the annotation of a GenBank genome assembly. NCBI's taxonomy places the organism in Eukaryota, Viridiplantae, Streptophyta, Magnoliopsida, Malvales, Dipterocarpaceae.